Messenger RNA from Capsella rubella, 762 nucleotides. RefSeq names its product heavy metal-associated isoprenylated plant protein 25. NCBI's taxonomy places the organism in Eukaryota, Viridiplantae, Streptophyta, Magnoliopsida, Brassicales, Brassicaceae. Gene Ontology annotation, molecular function: metal ion binding. The transcript is spliced from 2 exons. Bases 117 to 578 code for a protein of 153 amino acids. The record is from RefSeq and is a predicted model, not a curated record.
UUAAACUCAAUUUUUAUGUUGACAAUAACAAACCAUAUCAUAUAUCUCAAAACUUGAGAAAAUAUUUCCAACUCUUUUUUUUCUUUUCCGCCAAACCACAGAAAAAAAAAAGAGAAAUGGGUGUUCUUGAUCACGUCUCCGAAUAUUUCGAUUGCUCUCAUGGAAGCUCGAAGAGACACAAAAGUCUACAGACGGUGGAUGUGAGGGUUUUGAUAGACUGUGAAGGAUGCGAGAGGAAAGUGAGGAGAGCCUUAGAAGGAAUGAAAGGAGUGAGAGACGUAAGCAUCGAGGCAAAUGCUCAGAAAGUGACGGUGGUCGGGUACGUUGAGCCGAACAAAGUGGUGGCUCGGAUCAUUCACCGUACCGGCAAAAGAGCCGAGAUUUACCCUUUCGUACCUUACGACGUUGUGGCUCAUCCUUACGCUUCUGGUGUCUACGAUAACAGAGCCCCCACUGGGUACGUUAGAAACACCGAGUAUGAUCCACACGUGUCACGCCUAGCACGUGCUAGCUCCACCGAGGUUCGUUAUACUACGGCGUUUAGCGACGAGAACGCCUCCGCUUGUGUUAUUAUGUAAUUCCUUUUUCUUUACCGUUUCAUUCUUCUUUCUUCUUUUUUUUUUGUUUUACUUGGAAUAUUUUUUGUUCCGAUGUCGAUGUUUGUUUAUGUUGAUUUCAUUGUAUGUAUUAAAAGAUAAGAAGAAGGAAAAAUUGUAAUCAAAUUGUAUGGUGAUAUACUGAUAUGAGUUGAUACGUUAUAUA